CCGGCCGGCCGACCAGGUCCCGGCGCUGCCUCCACGCCGCUGCCCCUCGGGGGGCUGGACGGAUUACUACUCCGCGCACCAGCAGCCGGCGGACUGGCCAACGAAGCCCGGCUUCGGUCUUUUUAACCCUUGAGAGGCGAGGCGAGGCGAGGCGAGAAGGGGGUGUGUGUCUGGGGAGGGCGAAGGAGCGGCGAACACCUCCUCUUAACUCUCGCAGCACCGCGAGCCAACGACUGCAUCAGCUGCCUCGGGCCGGGAGCGGCCGACACAAGCAGAGGGGGCAGCGCGGCGGCAGCACCGGCAGCGAACGCGGCCUGGGAGGCUGCGGGGCGCCCCCUCAUUCCCCGCCGGGGUGGCAGCCCCGGAGCGGGCGGGGGGCGCUGGAGGCACACUCUGGCGAUGAAGCGGCUUCCCCCUCGGCUGGUGCGAGCCGGGGCCAGGGUCCAAGGACAAAGCCGGGAAGCGCUGGGGCUGAGGGGGGGGCAUGCACCUGCAUAGCCCGCCGGGCCUUGGCUCUCCCGGCGCGCCUCAACUCCGCCGCUCCGCUCGCCGGCUCCGGAUUUACUAGAAGCCAUUUUGUCUCCCCCACCCGUCCCCUCCCCUCCCCUCUGCCCUCCCCGCCCCCUCUGCUUCCCCCUUUUGUUAAUUAAAACUAAGAAGUGAGAAUGGGAACGCUGUGGCCGGCUCUGGCGGAGAACGCUUAAGGACACCACGCCAAUUCUUCCCUUCCUUCCUUCCGAGAUGGAAAGAGGAGCUCCUAGCUCACUUAAGCCGGGGUAGGGCUGGUUCUCCUUUCCGAGCCAAAAUCCCAGGCGAUGGUGAAUUAUGAACGUGCCACACCAUGAAGCUCUUGUGGCAGGUAACUGUGCACCACACCUGGAAUGCCGUCCUGCUCCCCGUCGUCUACCUCGCGGCGCAAGUGUGGAUCCUGUGCGCAGCCAUCGCUGCUGCCGCCUCCGCCGGGCCCCAGAACUGCCCGUCGGUCUGCUCGUGCAGUAACCAGUUCAGCAAGGUGGUGUGCACCCGCCGGGGCCUCUCCGAGGUCCCGCAGGGUAUUCCUUCCAACACCCGGUACCUCAACCUCAUGGAAAACAACAUCCAGAUGAUCCAGGCCGACACCUUCCGCCACCUCCACCACCUGGAGGUCCUGCAGCUGGGCAGGAACUCCAUCCGGCAGAUCGAGGUGGGGGCCUUCAACGGCCUGGCCAGCCUCAACACCCUGGAGCUGUUUGACAACUGGCUGACAGUCAUCCCCAGCGGGGCCUUCGAAUACCUGUCCAAGCUGCGGGAGCUCUGGCUUCGCAACAACCCCAUAGAAAGCAUCCCCUCUUACGCCUUCAACCGCGUGCCCUCCCUCAUGCGCCUGGACUUGGGGGAGCUCAAGAAGCUGGAGUACAUCUCUGAGGGGGCUUUUGAGGGACUGUUCAACCUCAAGUACCUGAACCUGGGCAUGUGCAACAUUAAAGACAUGCCCAAUCUCACCCCCCUGGUGGGGCUGGAGGAGCUGGAGAUGUCAGGGAACCACUUCCCUGAGAUCAGGCCUGGCUCCUUCCAUGGCCUAAGCUCCCUCAAGAAGCUCUGGGUCAUGAACUCACAGGUCAGCUUGAUUGAGCGGAACGCUUUUGAUGGGCUGGCCUCGCUGGUGGAACUCAACCUGGCCCACAAUAACCUCUCUUCUCUGCCCCAUGACCUCUUCACCCCCCUGAGGUACCUGGUGGAGUUGCACCUGCACCACAAUCCUUGGAACUGUGAUUGUGACAUCCUGUGGCUAGCCUGGUGGCUCCGGGAGUACAUACCCACCAAUUCCACCUGCUGUGGCCGCUGUCACGCUCCCUUGCACAUGCGAGGCCGCUACCUGGUAGAGGUGGACCAGGCCUCCUUCCAGUGCUCCGCCCCCUUCAUCAUGGAUGCUCCCCGGGACCUCAACAUCUCCGAGGGGCGGAUGGCGGAACUUAAGUGUCGGACUCCCCCCAUGUCCUCCGUGAAGUGGCUGCUGCCCAAUGGGACAGUGCUCAGCCACGCCUCCCGCCACCCGCGGAUCUCCGUCCUCAACGAUGGCACCUUGAACUUUUCCCACGUGCUGCUCUCAGACACCGGGGUGUACACAUGCAUGGUGACCAACGUGGCGGGCAACUCCAAUGCCUCGGCCUACCUCAACGUGAGCACGGCCGAGCUCAACACCUCCAACUACAGCUUCUUCACCACCGUCACAGUGGAGACCACCGAGAUCUCGCCCGAGGACACGACGCGCAAGUACAAGCCUGUUCCUACGACGUCCACGGGUUACCAGCCGGCAUACACCACCUCUACCACGGUGCUCAUUCAGACCACCCGUGUGCCCAAGCAGGUGGCAGUGACCGCGACGGACACCAAUGAUAAGAUGCAGACCAGCCUGGAUGAAGUCAUGAAGACCACCAAGAUCAUCAUUGGCUGCUUCGUGGCGGUGACCCUGCUGGCUGCUGCCAUGCUGAUCGUCUUCUACAAACUUCGCAAGCGGCACCAGCAGAGGAGUACAGUCGCAGCCGCCCGGACAGUUGAGAUCAUCCAGGUGGAUGAAGACCUCCCGGCGGCGGCGGCGGCGGCGGCGGCGGCGGCGGCAUCUGCGGCAGCAACAGCAGCUCCAGCCGGUGUAUCAGGUGAGGGGGCAGUCGUGCUGCCCACAAUUCAUGACCAUAUUAACUACAACACCUACAAACCAGCACACGGGGCCCACUGGACAGAAAACAGCCUGGGGAACUCUCUGCACCCCACAGUCACCACUAUCUCUGAACCUUAUAUAAUUCAGACCCAUACCAAGGACAAGGUACAGGAAACUCAAAUAUGACUCCCCCUCCCCCCAAAAAAACUUAUAAAAUGCAAUAGAAUGCACACACACACACACACACACACACACACAAAGACAGCAACUUUUGUACAGAGUGGGGAGAGACUUUUUCUUGUAUAUGCUUAUAUAUUAAAUCUAUGGGCUGGUAAAAGAAACAGAUUAUAUUAAAAUUUAAAAAGAAAAUCAAAACAAACUAUUUUCUAACUUGUAAGUUCUAUUUAAAGGGGGUGGGGGGACCUUGGGAAUGCUGUGGGGUAGAAGCCACAAGUCAACUGGCUGUGUUGCCAGAGGGGAUUUCUGGUUUAAGGUUGAAACUGCUAAGAUAAACCCAACACCAACAAACAUCCCUAAAGAGUUAGGGUGCGGGCUGCUGCGGGGGGGUGGGGGUGGGGGGGAGAGAGACUGAAUCCGUCAUUUUUUAGAAGAUGCUUCAUAGGACCCAGGAAUACCCAUUUCUAUAGACAUCUUUCUUAGGCUGAGAGCUGUCUUUACAGAUUUAUCUUAUUUAAACAAACAAAAAAUACAAAAAAAAAAAAAAAAAA
Sus scrofa (pig) is the source of this 3366-nucleotide messenger RNA. RefSeq names its product leucine rich repeat containing 4 (gene LRRC4). Gene Ontology annotation, biological process: modulation of chemical synaptic transmission; synaptic membrane adhesion; postsynaptic density protein 95 clustering. Gene Ontology annotation, cellular component: postsynaptic density membrane; glutamatergic synapse; plasma membrane. NCBI's taxonomy places the organism in Eukaryota, Metazoa, Chordata, Mammalia, Artiodactyla, Suidae. The record is from RefSeq and is a predicted model, not a curated record. Gene Ontology annotation, molecular function: protein binding.